UUGAGUAUUGUCAAACUUACUCAAGGGUUCUAUUUCAUUGACACCUUCAAGCUUCUCAACAAGGGAGAAAACCCGCCGCGAGAAUUACACUCUCUAGCGCCAUUCAUCGAUCCAUCCGGUUCUCUCAGGGUGGGCGGACGUCUCAAACGAUCCUGUCUUCCGUAUGACAGCCGUCAUCCACUGCUUCAGGCCGUGGAGCUUCCUCUAAAUGACUCCACCUCAAAUCGACAACGUUGGACUCACCUGCGUCAAUUAGUACAGUCGUUCUGGCGUCGAUGGAAAUCUGAGUAUCUACAAACACUCAUUCAACGAAAUAAGUGGAAAACUCCAACAGAAAACAUCAAAGUUGGACAAAUUGUGCUUAUAAAACAUUUGAACACUGCACCUACAUUAUGGCCUAUUGGUAAAAUUGAGAAAGUAUUUCCUGGACAAGACAAAAUAAUAAGAGUAGCGUUAAUCCGCACAGCCGGCGGUACGCUCAUCCGACCUGUGAACAAACUUAUAGUGUUGCCAGUAGUCUAAAUCUCGGCAGCCCCUUCUGAACUUUGUGUAAAUUUUCUAUUAUCGUCUACCCCGCUUCGUGUAACAAUCAUAUAUGUAACAGUCUCUUUGUGUGCAUCGUAUGUGUGAUAUCCGCUUCGUAUUUAUAUGUGCUAAAUCUCAAAUAAACAAUUACAUUUCCUCGAUAAAACUCCGAUGUAGUUUUAGGUGGGCGGUUGGUAAAGACAGUUAUCGUGAUUUCCUUCCUUACCCCCACCCCUCCCUCUUCAUCGUAGAAGGAAGCAGCCAAAGGCAGUUUCCCCCUCCAGCUUCAGUUGGCAUGAAGUACUCGAGGCUACAACAUCGUUACUACUUUGAAGCCCCGGUUUCAAUUGCAGUUUUCUUCAGUUUUUCAAGUGGGUAUGAAGCUUUACACAGUCAUUCUGGAGAAACGCUUACGCAGGGUGGUGGAACAGGAUAUGGAAGAGGAACAAGCGGCGUUCAGACCAGACGAAUCUCUGGAUGACUAUGGAAGCAGCCACUGCAAUUGUUUGCCAGCUUGCACUGAGCUGUCUUACGAAGUGGAUUCUUUCACGACGCCACGCAAUUUUCAAUACUUUAAUCUCACUAGCAGAAUGAUGCCUGGCAAUAUAGUGAAUGUUGAAGCCUUCUUCGAGACCAAGAGCGUCACAAAUCUUCAGAGAGUAGGAAUUGUGACAGACGCCGAUUUUAUAGCGAAUAUCGGAGGAUUGAUGGGCCUGUUCCUGGGUUUCAGUUUCAUCAGUGUAUUUGAGGCAAUCUAUCUAUACAUAAUUCGAUGGAUCACAAAUAGAUGGAGAGCAAGUCUAUGAAUUCAGACCCUGCAUCUUCAGUGAACGAACAACUUUUUACUAUUCUAUUACAGUACUGCAUUUAUUGUUAAGUAAUAAUACCGUACUAAUGCACAAAUUAAAUUUUAAAGCUUUCAAAUUAGAGGUAGCAGUUUGAUUUUAAUCUAAUAGGAUAUCUAGUGAGAACA
Nilaparvata lugens (brown planthopper) is the source of this 1498-nucleotide messenger RNA. Its product is annotated as pickpocket protein 11-like. The record is from RefSeq and is a predicted model, not a curated record. Gene Ontology annotation, cellular component: membrane. The transcript has 5 exons. NCBI's taxonomy places the organism in Eukaryota, Metazoa, Arthropoda, Insecta, Hemiptera, Delphacidae. The coding region runs from base 903 to 1331 and encodes 142 amino acids. Gene Ontology annotation, biological process: sodium ion transmembrane transport. Gene Ontology annotation, molecular function: ligand-gated sodium channel activity.